This is a messenger RNA of Acanthosepion pharaonis, 696 nucleotides long. NCBI's taxonomy places the organism in Eukaryota, Metazoa, Mollusca, Cephalopoda, Sepiida, Sepiidae. The record is from the annotation of a GenBank genome assembly.
AUGUUUCCACCUUUGUUUGCUCUUUCUUCUCUCAUUUGUUUUUUCUCUCGGGACAUCAUUUUCCUUCAGAUGUCUUCAUUUGCAUUUCAUCUUUCAGACAUCUUUUUUGCUUCUUUGUUGCUUGAAUUUUCUUCUUCCUGCUUUUCUUUCUUUUCUUAUUCUAUAUUUUCUUAUCUCUAUCUUCUUUUCAUUUUGAAUGCUUUCUUUUUUAAUUCUUAUUCUUUGUCAAAUUCUUUUCUUUUAUUUCUUUUUUCUCCUUUUUAUAUUUCCUUCUUCUACUAUUCCCUUUUCUUUAACUUUUUUGGUCAUUCUAAUUUAUUUUUGUUUCUUUCAUUUUCUUGCCCUCACUUUUAUUCCUUCGUUAUUUUUUCCUCUUCUUAUUCUUGUCAUUCUGAUUUCACACAAUCUCUCUCUCUCUUCUUUUUCUUUUUCUUUAUUUUUUUUCAUUCUAAUUUCAGACUAUCUCUUCUUUUUUUUACUUCUCUAUUUCCUUUUCAUUCUGAUUUUACACAAUCUCUCUCUUCUUUUUUUCUUGCUCGUCUAUUUUCUUUUUAUUCUGAUUUCACACACUCUCUCUCUCUCUGCUUUUGCUAUAUUCUCCUCUUCCUUUUUUUUUUUCUUGUCAUUUUAAUUUUUCUCUUUCUUUUCUCUUCUUUUUUCUUCUUUUUCUAUUAUUUCUUCAUUUUCUUCUUCUGA